Molecule: messenger RNA, 279 nt
Organism: Ilex paraguariensis (yerba mate)
Lineage: Eukaryota; Viridiplantae; Streptophyta; Magnoliopsida; Aquifoliales; Aquifoliaceae
Source: the annotation of a GenBank genome assembly
AUGAGCAAGAAGCUAAUCCACUUUGUAGACCAAUCCAAAGUCUUGAAUGAUCACUUGUUGAAUCUUACCAAGCUUAUGGGUAGGCUUAGUGAGCCCAAGACUAGGAAUGUUUCACCACCUCAAGGUUCACUAGCCAGGCAGAAGAAAAAUCUCAGUACUCCUAACUUAAGGACUGUUAAACAAGUUUAUGUUAGGAACGAGGACUUUGAGAGACUUAUUGCCUCAGCUAUAGUGGGAGUGCCCAUGACUCCCAAGGUAGUUGAGUCACCUAAGGAGUAG